Molecule: messenger RNA, 724 nt
Organism: Cantharellus anzutake
Lineage: Eukaryota; Fungi; Basidiomycota; Agaricomycetes; Cantharellales; Hydnaceae
Exons: 2
Coding region: 94-624 (176 amino acids)
Molecular function (GO): metal ion binding
Source: RefSeq, a predicted model, not a curated record
AGACCCUAAUUUCGAGUAGUAGAAGAAAGGAGGCUUAAGUACAUUCACGCCAGCCAAUAUCCUGGAACCCCGAUAGCGACUUGUUCGCACAUCAUGAAUGCGGUGGUCAUAGUGGGCAUCCUAAUUCUGUCUCUAAUUGUCCUGAUUGCAGUGUAUAUCGCUGCGCGGGUUCUCGAUAUCCGAUGGCGCCAGAAUAACGAAAGAGUUGUCCAACCAUCGCAACUGCGCCGACCUCCCAACGUAAGACACGCAAGGGCGCCAGGACUGACUGAUCAUCUACCCCCUUUGUUGCCGCCAAUCCCGUCUCAUCCCCCAUUGAUCCGUGGCUGGGAUCCCAACUCCCAAGCCAACUGCAUUGCGUCCCUGUUGCUCCUCAAGCAAGAAACUAUAUCGACCGCGUGUCCGAUCUGUUAUGAGGAGUACAGUGUUAUGAUGCCUGCGAUCAAGCCGGAGCCAUGCCAGCACUCACUAUGUUCCCUGUGUCACAUUCACAUCUUGGAAUAUGCUGAACGGAAGCAUGUAACCCCAUUAUGUCCUUAUUGCCGUGUACCUUAUUCCAGGGCACACAGUGUCAUCCCUGGACGCCCCGAAAGCAGCAGGGCAUCACCCCACCACAGUGCUUAGGGUUUCUCGAUGCAUCAUUACGGAUUGAUCCAUGAAUCUUUCUCCUGGAUUGGCGUCAUUAUGGCCUAGCUAUCGUGAGACGGCUUGUUGAGGUGUUUAU